AUGAGCGAGAACGCCGCUGCUGGGCUGGCAGCAACGAGCCCAGGCGGAGGACCACCGCCACUGCCACCAUCGCAGUCCCAACAACAGCAACAACAGCAGCAACAACUACAGCAACAGCAACAGCAACAGCUACAGCAGCAGGUGGCGUCGCCGAGGGGCGUCAUUGCUCGUCUCCGCCAUAGUCUGUUUGGCUCGCCGUCCUCGGCAAGCACAUCUGCUGCUGCUGCUGCAUUGCCACAGUCACAACAGCACGGCGCGAAUGCUGCUGCAGCAGCGUCGAUGCAGUCGCCAUCGGCAGCAGCGGGACAGUCAGCCGCCAUCGGCUCGGCCUCCACUCUCAACAACAGCAGCACGACAAGCCAGCCACCAUCAGCAGCAGCAGCAUCCAAUGCAAGUGCUACAGCUACAACAGCUGCUGCAAUGAUGUCCAUGAUGAUGAUGAUGAACCCGACACAACAGCCGGCGGCAGGCCAGCUGGCCAUCGAGGACGAGCUCGAACUCGGGGAACUCGUGCAGGAGAUACUCUCGCUCAAGGCGCUGCCGCAGGGCAGCUCGCAGCGCACCAAGGCCAUGCGCGAUGUGUGUGAAAUUGUGCGACAGUAUCGCUUCAAGGACACGAUGGCCGGCGUUGUGUGGAGCGCAGGCAAGCACGUUCUGGACGAGUCGCCGACAGUCGAGUCCCGCCAGAUGCUGUUCACGUUCAUGAGUGCGCUCAUCGAUGGUCAGUAUGACCGGCUUGGCAUGCUGCGAAGUGCCCUGUUUGCGACUGUUGAGGCCAGCGGACCGUCGCGGCCGACCGACGCCGACUUUGCCGCAAAGCUGGACGCCGUCCGCCGUCUGACCCGAGGUGGCCGCGAUUUGACGUACAUUGAGGGUCGUAUCGGCCCUUUCGUCCUUUCUCUGAUGGCGCACCAGGCGCGAGCCAAGCAGUUGAACGGCGCCGCUAUGGCUCUCGUGAUUGGCGUUGCUCGGCACAACAUUGCCGCCCUCGACGACAGCGUUGCCCUCGGCGUUGUGCGCUACACCUGCAGUCUCUGCAACUCCCUCUCCUCGCCAGACGACAUUCAAAGCUGCCUGUCGGUUCUAGAUUGGUUUAUUCGCAGCGGAGCCAUUCCUGUUCCCUGCCUGACGCAGACGAUCGCCGUGCUCUGCCGCACCGUCAAUAUCGAAGUCGUGUCGCAGACGUCCUGGCAGAGCAUGCGGAAUCUGCUCAAAUCAGCCAUUGGGUACAAUGUCCUUCGCACAAUGUGUUUGAUGCUUGAAGAGCAGCCUCCUCAGCGGCCACCCACCGACUUGCUGCGAGGCGCCGUCUUCUUCCUCGGAAUGGCUACAUGGGGCUCACAGCGUGUCCAAAGCCUGCGGCACUCGUUCACCACCGUGCUGCCCGCAUUUGUGGCGGUAUUGACAAGCAAGCAGUUGGUGGUUGCAUACGAAGUGACACUGUCGCUUUCGCGCCUGCUCAAAAAGUACGGCGCAGAGCUUGAUCCAGUCGAGUGGGAAUUGGCGUUGGAUGUGCUGGACAGUUUGAGCGUAUAUGUCGAUGGAAUGCUCGACCUGCUGCCACAAGUCCGGCGGCGAUCGGCGAGCGAUGUUGUUGAAGAGAUUUUGCCACCCACUCUGUCUGCAUCAGCCUCGACAACCCCCGCUUCUUCCAGGCCGUCCUCCCCAACACACUUGCGGAGAAAGCAUCUUUCGGAUCCAGCAGGAGGUCAUGCAGCCUCCGCCAAUAAUCAGUCGCCCGCAGCAGCAGCAGCAGCAGCAGCGGCGGCAAGUGGUCGUGCAUCUCAAAAGUCUUCCACGCGAGAUUCGGCAACGCUGGACGCUGCCACAUCGCUGCCCUCCAUCACGAGUCUUGCCGCUGCUCUCAAUCAAGCACCAUCCCAGCAGCAGCGUCCCGGCUCUCCACCCGCCUCAACACACGCGUCAGCGCCUCGCGAUGAGACCGCCAUCGCGAAAACGUCCGUCUUUUUCACGGGCAAGGAUGCUGUCAGCGACGCUCGAGCAUUCUUCGGUGCCGUCAAGACCUGCUUGCAGCUGCUGGAAAUGCUGUACCUCACGGGUCGCUAUGCAGGCGCGAUUCAGCGGUACUUUGAAACGGCGGAGCGCUUCCGCCACUUCCGAUCGGAAGCAACCAUGAUUGCCCUGUUGGCAAGCAAGGUGGCCAUGCUCCAUCCGGCAUACUCGUCAAACUGGCUCGAUUCGACGCGCAACAUGAUGCGACUCUUCUUUGACAGCGAGCGACGCACGCGGAUUCGCACCAAGGCGUUGGCCAUUUUGAGCAACGUCGUGACGGCGACGCGGUUUCUGUAUGAGCGCGAGAUUGUUGCUGAAGUCGUCCUGCCAUCCCUUCGCAGCGUCCCUGACGAUCGAGAUCCGAUCGUUCGCAAGAUGGGUAUUGAAGUCGUGAUUGAUCUCGCCACCAGCUGCAACUCGGAGAGCUUUGAAGGCCUCAUUUCGAUCAUUGAACGUGCAGCGCUGAGCAAAGAAGUGAAUGCAGAUCCCGAAGAACUACAAGACUAUGACGACGACGAUCUGUUGAUUCGGGAUGGGGCCGCACCACCACCACCAACGCAGCAGCCGAGUCAGCAGGCUCCAGCCCAUCAGCAGCUUUCGGGCGUAGAGCCAUCCAAUGCUGUGGCUCCCGAGAAAUCAUCGACGACGUCGUCGACCAUCACCACCCGUCCGCGUCGUCCAACCUUACGAAUCAGCAUUGGCAUUGCCAAUCUGGAUUUCGACGACGAUGACGACGAGGAUGACGACGAGGCCAGCCACGCUUCUCUGGCAGUAAAUCCCAGCAUUGCCAAUCGUAACAAGCUCGCCGUUGGCUUUUAUGGCGGCGCCGAAUCCAACUCGUUACAAGGGACGAGCAGUAGCGCAACCACCUCCGCAGCCCCUACUGCUGCUGCUGCUGCCCUACAAAUGCCCUCAACCGCGACUGCUGUCGUCUCGUCUCCUCUGCGGAAUCUAUCACACCAGAGCUCUGGCGUCUUGUCUGUUGCCGGUGGGUCGAAUGCCGCAGGAUCGAAUGCCAGCACUGUCGACGCUUCCCAUCCGCAUCCUUCGAGCGGCCAAGCCUCGACACUCACCUCUGUGCCAUUCAACUCUGCCGCAUCGACGCUGGCUGCCACGGGAGUCACCACAUCCUCGACCUCGACCAAGACACGCCCCACUGCGCCCGUGUCAUCUGCCCUCUUGGCGGCAACGGGUGCCGUGUCCAUUUUCCGGGAAGCGCUCUACAAGCAACCCGUGGCCCACAUUUCGCGAACGUUCCAGGUCUUGCUCAAAACCUUGCAUGCUCACAGCAAGGUUCCUGCCGUUCCUCUUCAGGGCGCUCGGGUCGCGGCCUCCCAAGGUGGCGCAGCUUCGACGGCAAGCUUGCAGAUUAGUGAAGCCAUUCGCGAACAGCUGUACUCGUGUCUGCUCUCGCUUCGUGCCGAUGCAAACAACUUUAUCUACCUGCUGGACGACACGCUUCCCAAGCCCAGCCCUUAUGCAGUGUGCCACGCGCCCGAUUUGCAUCCGUCAGCGACGAGUCCACGCACUGACAUUUCCCCCGCUUUUCAACAAGGACCAGCACCAGGACAAGCGCAGCAACAGCAGCAGCAUCCUUCACAUCCUUCAUCUCAGGCCGCCAGUGCCCAGCCCAAGCCAGCAUUGUCGCAGAUUCUGCUCUUGUCGCCCGUCUUGACUGGCGAGCACCCACCACUGUCGCCCACCGAAUCAUCUCAGCUACUAUCACCUCAGCAUCACCCCCAUCACCAUCACCAGCAACAACAGCAGAGUUCGGACGGCCCGGUCGUCUUGCCCAUGGGCGAAGUUUUCUCCUUGCUCAUGGAGGGAUUGGUUCGAGAAGCCCGGCAUGCUGCCUAUGUGAAGAUUUUGAGUGGGUUGCUCGAAAUGCUCUACAACAAGCGUAUCUUUGCCGCUGAAUCGGUCGACGUGUCCGUCCUCUCCACGUUUUUGCUCGAGACAAUUCGCUCGCCCAACGCGUUGCCAUUGAAGGAUUUGGCCCUCGUCGAGCGCCCUGCCCUUGCUGCAAUGCACGUGCUCACCUAUCGCGUUCUUGCUGCGCUGAUUGCGUACAAGUCCAAGCUCGCAAAGUUUCAGCGCGACGAGCUCGUCGCCUGCUUUGAACGCGGACUCAGCUCUCCCUGGGACGGCGUGCCGGCGCAAUGCGUGUAUGCACUGCUGCUGUGCUGUCUCGAACUCUCGUACGCCGUGCCUCGCCAGCUGCCGACUGUAUUGUCGCGCCUGUCACAAGUGUCGAGCGCUCCUCGCAUGAGCAUUCCCAUUCUCGAGUUUCUCUCGGGCUUGGUACGGCUGCCUCACCUCUGUGCCAAUUUCAUUGAGGACGAUUACAAGUAUGUGUUUGCAAUCUGCCUCAAGUACACCGAGACCAAGCGCUAUGGCGCGCAUAUUUGCGCCCUUGCACACCAUAUCAUCAUUGCUUGGUUUUUGCGCUGUCGGCUCAAAGACCGCAAGCGCUACGUUCCCUUCAUUGUCAAGGGCUUGCCUGAAAGCUCCGCCGCAACCACCUCAGGAACCGCUGCAGGGAUUGCAGCUGCUACUACUACUACAACUACAACGACAACUGCUUCAUUGCAAGAUGAAAACGUAGAGACGUUGCUCGACAUGCUUGCGCGCUUUGCUCAUUCCAACUGCUCGUCAUUGCCCGCGGAACGCUCUGCCGUUUCUCGCGCGCUGUUGGCGGACGCCAUCACGCGGCACUGGCUGAUUGGGCACACCGUCAUGACCGUGUGUGCGUCGCCAACAACCUCGUGGGCCGAAGUCACCGUGCGAAAAGCCACCGGCACCGUCUCCUGGAUGCUGCGGCUCCAAAACCGCCAGUACAACAACGAGGACAACUUUUUCGCCUCGCCUUCCGUCCUGGGCAUUGCCGCGCAGCUCGGCUACGCCUCCUCGGGCGUCAACACGGACCGGCUCUACAACAGCCUGCUGACCGACUUGUAUGGCAUCGCCGGUGAGUCCGACGGCAGCAUGAGCGAUUGGACAUUUGCCGGCGAGUCUCAGCCUGCCUCCCCGACGGCGCCACAGCCGCACCCAUUGCUCCUGUCGAACGAGUAUCAGAACAGCUCCGACGCCGAUCUGCAGCAGAACGCGCCGCUUCAUAGUCUGUCGGACGAUCGAGAUCGGUUCAAGUACAAGUCCGUGGUGGAUGUCGUGCGACACGCUCGGCUAGCGUUGGCCAGCGCUGCCUGGCAUGUUCGGCCUCGCCCGCUUGCCACCAGCAGCCUCCCAGCAUCUUUACUCCAGCCUGCAGGCACCUCAGUCGCUGUUAUUCCUUCGGACAACCUCUCGCAUGCGCCGGCCUCUUCUCAGCCCCAGACCAUCCUGGCGAGUAUGAGCGCAACAACGGCCAUUCCAGCGCUCCCGCGAGUUGCAGCAUCGCCCUCUACGUCCUCCGUCAGCUCGGGCACGACCACACCAACCGACGCCCAGUCCGCCCAAUCCUCCUCGCAGCACCAACGACUCGGCACCUUGCUGGCCACGUACGCCGCCAACACGGAAACGAUUGCCGAAGUGAAGGAAGACGAUGAAAUUUCCCUGGCAUCCCAGCACCUUGAACUGCUUCCCCCUGUGGACGGUGCAACACCCGCCACCACGGCUCCUGUAUUGCUGGUGCCGGCUGAAACGGCCGCAUCGUCGCUUCUUCCUCAGUUGGAUGUGACUGCCUCGUUACAAGACAGUCUCGAGCAUCCCCCGCAGCUCCCAGAGCCGUCGCACUCGUUGGGGCUUUCUGCGUCCGAAACCAUCCCCCGACCACUGGCAGGAGUGGCCUCCUCUCCUCCGCAGCUCAAUCUGUUUACGAUGGCAGACACGCCGCAUGGUGAGCGAGACGACUCGCCAUUCCUGUGCCACCAGCAGCCAUGGGCGAAUUUGGGCCGAAACUCGACAACCUCGCUCUUCCAGCCGUUCUCGGCACCUGAGACGCCAUCAGAGUUUUCUUCACACUCGUUCCCGCAAUUGCCGCACAUCCGCUCGUCCACCUCUUUGGUGGAUGAUUUCAAUGAGCUUCGCGGGAGCGAAUCCGUCCCAGCCGCCUCCUUCUCCCACGAAAGCUUGCUCCCUGUGCAAUCUGGGCUGAGCGAGCUUGGGGACGGUGGCUUUUCCGGAAACGCGCGAGGCAGCUUGGGCGGGCUGACCAGCAGUGCGCCGGCGAUGGCCCUUUUCGGCUCCCGUCCCAUUCGCUUUGGAGGAAGCCAGCCUGCCAUGUCCUUUGCUAUCGAUGGCAGUCCGAUUUCCGGCUCGGGCUUUACUGGAGACGAGACGGCUGGGAGCAGUGGCAGCGGAAGCACGCAUCUCUUGUCCAGCUCGCUGUCCCAGCGCCCGCACAUUGUCGAGCUGCUCAAUUCGCUGGCAACACCGACGCGCAAGUCCUCUCGCCACCGCCGGCAUCGCUCGCUGUCAGUGUCGCGCUCGUCGCACUCCCGAGGCAGCUCGGCCACGUCCCCUCCAACGGAUGAAACCGACGACUUUGGCGUGCCAACCCGCGACACCAGCAGGCAGCUGCUGCGAAACAACGACGGAGAGAGCACGGACGGCUUCCAGCCGGCGCCCACUCGCUCGCGUCGCAAACGAGCGUCCGUGUCUGUGAGCUCUGUCGGCUCACUUGAGGACCGUGCAUCCUGGUCUGGCUCAUUCGCGUUGCAAAAUCCUGCUGCUCGUGACCCCCUGCACACCGAUUCCGCAAACGCGGCACUGAUUUCGGACGCCAAGCCGAGCUCUCGUCGCCGAAAGUCUCGCACCAAACAGCACGGCGCCGCUCCUGCCGCCACCCUUCGCUCGCGUGAUGCCAGUGUUCAAGUUCCUCCACCAUCCUCGUCCUCUGCCCCGCGGUCCCUCCGACCCGACCCUGCAGGCUCCGCAGCUGUUCGAAGCAACAGCAGCGGCAGCACGGGAGCCCGCGACACCAACGAGCAACCGCACGAGCCGGCAAAAGCCGCCAAGCCGACUGGCAUGCUCAUUCCUUCGUCCCACGCAACGCCAAAGCACGACUCGCGUGUCAGCUCCACGCGUCGCUCGUCGCGAAAGACUUCGCGGCGCCAUCGGCUUGCCUCCAGCAACCCCGAGACAGACGCCAGUGUAUUUGUCCUUCACGAUCACUCGGACGACGACGACGAAGUUGAGGACGGCAGCUCCUCGGACGAUGCCGCCGACCACGCCGAUGACAUGGCGCGGAGCAACUCUCCCUCUACCAGCGUGGGAAGUCGUCAGAACGUGCCGAGCAGCGGAAAUCUGUCCGACUCUCCGCAUUCGUACCGCUUGAUGGCCGCCGACAGCUACGGCGAUCACGAUCUGCUGGGCUUGUCCCAUUCUUUCGGACCGCUGUCGUACGCGGCUGUGGCGGGCCGACGUGAUCGUCGGACCAGCGAGGCCGGCCUGGCGAACAGCGGCGGUCUUGGUCUUGAUGCGUCGUCCUUCGGCACCUCGCCGACCAUGCACAACAUUCCGCUCAUGCCCUAUGACGACGAUGAUACGGUCAAUGCAGCAGAUGCCGCACCCAGCGGCCCACCCCUGCCGACUGUUAGCUCAGUCACCACCAUGACAGUCACAUCGGCUGCCGCAGCAGGGUCGGACACGGCGGCAGUCUCAUCCGCCGUCUCGGACGCGGAGCUUGCUUCUGUCAAGAGGACUGCAUCGGCGGCGGAGAAGGACGCCACAUCCUCACCAAGCACCACCAGCAGCACCACCAGCAGCAGCGGAAAUUCUGCAACUGACCCGGCGUUCGCUCAACGCCCGUCCACACGUUUGAGAACCAUAUCCAUGCCUGCUACCCCGUCUGUCGCUGCUGCCGAAGCUUUGGCCAUGCACGUGUCUGCUCCUCUUCCAAGUACAGAAAUCAGUCCUGCAAGCUUGUCGCAUGCCGUGUCGACAGAGACGAUUACGUCGGCUACCGUUCGCCAGCAGCAGCAGCAGCAGCAGCAGCAGUCACACCAGCAGCACCCUACUACUGCCGCUCCAGCCACUGCAACAUUCUUGCUCUCACGUAUGCGAAGGGCUGGCAGCGACAACAAGUCGCGCUCCGUGAGCGUCACUGGCACUCCCGCCACUGGGUUUAUCGGCUCAGCGCAUCCGCAGGCAGAGACGGCUGGAGGCUCGUCCACGUCCUCGUCGUCUGCAGCUGCAUCCUCUCCGAACGUGAGCUCGACAGCGCUCGCCGUCGCUCAGCCUACAGGGCCUAGCACCGCCGCCACAACUGCUGCAGCAUCUGUCGGCACCACUUUGGCAUCAGCACCUGCUCCCGCGGCAACCUCGUCCCUCGUGGUGGGUACAUCCGGACAACAACUUCCCGCGGCUGGCCCACAAGCGCCAUUGACCAUGCUGCGGUCUCCUCUGCUGGUCGGUACCGUUCCCGCCCACGCUGGACACCCGCCGCCGGCUGCUCUCGAUUUGCCAUCGGUCCUUGCCGGCGCGCCUGCGGCAACUGCUGCGCAUCCGCUUCUCACGACUCCUGCCGCCCUCGACAACCUUGUAUUCCCGAGCUUUAUCUUUUUGCAGCUGGAGCCAUUCACGUCGCUCAAGGAUCGCCCGCAAGCUCUCCCGGCAGGAGAAGCAGUUGACCGCGCUCUAGGCGUGCUCGAUCGCAUCCAUCCGUACGACAUGCACAAAAUUGGUGUCGUGUACAUUGCUCGCAACCAGCCGCACGUGGAGGCGGACAUUCUCUCGAACGCUUUCGGAACUCAGCGCUACCGCAACUUUUUGUCUGGCCUCGGUCGGCUCAUUCGACUUCGGGGAGCUGACGUCUACACAGGAGGUCUUGACCGCUCGAAUGACAUUGACGGCGAGUUUUCCUACAUGUGGCAAGAUGAUUUAACUCAGCUCAUCUUCCAUGUGGCGACGCUGAUGCCCAAUCGAGAAACCGACCCACUGCGUCAGGCGAAGAAACUCCAUAUUGGCAACGAUUUCAUCACGAUUGUUUACAACAACUCUGGUCUGCCUUACAAGUUUGGGGCUGUUAAGGGCCAAUUCAACUAUAUUGAAGUUGUUGUUGAACCUGUGGAUGAGUUUACCAAUUUGGUUCGAUGCAUGUCGGAGCCAGCCAAUGAGGACUUGCUCCCCUUCCCAGACCCUUGCCUGGUGGCAGACUCGUCGUUGGGCGGCUUUGUCCGUCAAAUGGCCUUGCACGCGAACUUUGCCUGCCUCAUGCGGCUGAACAAGCCUGGAAUGGAGUACGCUUCCAAUUGGCAAGAGCGACUUCGUCAAAUCAAGCGCAUGAAGGACCGGUUUGGCGGCGCUGCCGCUUCUUCCGCCUCCUCUGCUGGAGCCCGUGGAGCAACCACCUCCAACUCGACCAGCACCAACACCAACACCAAUAACACUGCAACAUGGUACAGCGGUCGUCCCGAGGAUUUCACCGACUUUGCACACGGGUGAAAAGCCGAGCCAUCUUUCCAUCUUUUCUUGUACUGUAUUUUUUCUUACAACCGUGCUUUUUAACAAUUUUGUGUCUUUGGUAAAUCAUUA
This is a messenger RNA of Capsaspora owczarzaki ATCC 30864, 9486 nucleotides long. RefSeq lists its product as hypothetical. NCBI's taxonomy places the organism in Eukaryota, Filasterea, Ministeriida, Capsasporidae. The transcript is spliced from 7 exons. The record is from RefSeq and is a predicted model, not a curated record. Gene Ontology annotation, cellular component: cytoplasm; TSC1-TSC2 complex; nucleus. Gene Ontology annotation, molecular function: GTPase activator activity. The coding region runs from base 1 to 9396 and encodes 3131 amino acids. Gene Ontology annotation, biological process: regulation of small GTPase mediated signal transduction; positive regulation of GTPase activity; negative regulation of TOR signaling.